This is a messenger RNA of Drosophila gunungcola (fruit fly), 2899 nucleotides long. RefSeq lists its product as uncharacterized. NCBI's taxonomy places the organism in Eukaryota, Metazoa, Arthropoda, Insecta, Diptera, Drosophilidae. The record is from RefSeq and is a predicted model, not a curated record. Gene Ontology annotation, cellular component: endoplasmic reticulum membrane. The coding region runs from base 102 to 2873 and encodes 923 amino acids. Gene Ontology annotation, molecular function: metal ion binding. The transcript has 7 exons. Gene Ontology annotation, biological process: GPI anchor biosynthetic process.
UCGAUAACCUGUGUUUAUAUUUUUCUUCCAGCUGACAGGCGGUAAAUUUUGGAAUUGUGGUUAAUUCGGUGGAGCGCGGAACUUUCGAUGAAAACAAGAAGAUGGAGCAGCACAAGAGUCGGCUGGUUUACACCAUCGGCAUGCUCACACUGUUCCUGAGCGGGGCCGUGUUUUUCCUGAUCGGCUUCUUCCCGGCCUCCUAUUCUAUGGCGGAGGACCCGGGCACCGUGCCCGGUGGCAGGCCCACAACUUUGCACGGCGUUGAACUGACGCCCCCGCCACCUGCCUACGGUUCCUUCAUACUGUUCCUGGUCGAUGCGCUGCGCGACGACUUUCCCGAUGCCACGUCCAUGCCGGUGGCUCAUUCUAGGGCCUGCGAGAAGCUCACCCUCCAUGUGGACAUACCGACGGUGACGAUGCCACGCCUGAAGAGCAUCACCACCGGCACCCUGUCCAACUUCAUCGACAUUGCCCUGAACGUGGGCCACACGGAGCAGCUGCAGGACUCCUUGUUGCACCGCCUGAAUCAACGGAACAAGGUGGUUUCCUUCGCCGGUGACCACACCUGGGUAAAGCUCUUUCCCAGCGAGUUCACGCGGCAUGCCGACAACCACGAUUCCUUUUACGUAAACGAUUUCUAUGAGGGCGAUAGAAAUGUGACCACUACACUAGAAUCGGAGUUGGAGCUCAGCGACUGGUCUCUGCUCAUUCUACACUAUCUGGGCCUGGACCACAUUGGCCAUGUUGAGGGCAACGCCAGUCCUCGGGUGCCCCUCAAGCUUAAGGAAAUGGAUGAGGCGGUGCAGAAGAUAUUGGACCACAAGAAUUUUCCCAACUAUUUCCUCAUGCUGACGGGGGAUCAUGGCAUGGCGGAUGGCGGAGGACAUGGCGGCAAUACACCAGCCGAAACUCUGGUGCCCCUAUAUCUGUAUUCAAACAACUGCAGCAAGGCCACAUCCGGCACAAAACGCUAUAACCAAAUUGACCUGGCGCCCACUCUGUCGGUGCUGCUGUCUGUUGAGAUACCCACUCCCUCCAUUGGCUGCCUGAUCCCAGAGAUGCUGCAGACGUUGCCCCUGGAGCACCAGAUGUACGCCUACUUCUACAACGCGCACCAUUUGCUCAACAAGGCGCGAGUGAAGUUCGGGCACGACAGGGUCCACCGGAGUGACUACUACACCUGGUAUCAGAAUGCCACCUUGUUGCACAAAAAGCUACUGCAGGAUAGUGGAGGUGGAGCUAGCCAGGUGUAUCAAGUCCAAGCCAAGCUCAACUACAUGCGGGUGGCCCGCGAAAUUUCCGGGCUGCUCUCCGAGUCCCUGGUAAAGUUUGACUACGGAUUUAUAGCGUUAGGACUCGCCUUGACCACAGCGACAUCCCUUCAUAUUGUGAUCAGCGUGCUGUACUUGGAUCUCACAGAGCAGCUUCAGCUGGACAGCUUAAAAGCGGGGCAGUUUUUGGUUUCUGCGGUUGCGGCUGUGCUUUUAAAUGUGACUAGCCAUGCUUUGGACAUCAUCCUGACCAGUUCCAUGCUCCAGAGCGUUCUACUAACGAUACCCAUUGCCAUCGCUGUUUAUCUAACAAUCGAUGUGGCGCAGGCGCUGCUUAAGAUUGCACUACCUCCGCUAUACACACGUCGCCUGAGGAUCUCCAUUCCGUUGCCGAUACCUCUGCUAGUUUGUUUUGCUAUUCGCACCCUGACUCUUGGUUCCUCCUCGUUCAUUGAGUUCGAGUAUAAGACCUGGUAUUACCUGGGUAAUACCCUCAUCCUGCUGACAGCCUUUCGAACGCUGCGACGGCGCAUCACCAAAACCAAUGUGGAACUGGAUGGCCGGCAUCUGUACACCGUCGCAUCGACAUGUCUGUGGCAGAUGCGCAAAGUGUUCGUGAUGCUCAUGCUGCUCACACUGAUGCGCUACAUCCACAGGCUGCAAGCCAUCAGGAGCACCAUCAUGAUAUUCUCCCUGCUGCUGCUCUGGGCACGCCUUCACCGUCACAGCCAGUUGCCGCAGUCGGUGGCCAGUGGUGCAGCUUUGUGUAUGGUUUACUGCUUUCGCGGACUAAACGGCCAGGUGCAUUUCUUCGAGAUGCCUCCGUAUAUGGCAGCAAAACUCAUGGUGCCCACGUUGGUGGUGUUCUGGUGCUGCCUGGCCUUGGUUCUAGUGCUGGGUUAUAGGGCGGCGCUGCCUCAAACGCAAAGGUUCGCUGAUGAGCCGCCCACGGUCGCGUUGCUGCAGUUGCUCCAGACGAACCUGACCAGCUCCCUGCUGCUGGCUGCUCUUUUGCAGAAGGUUCCGAAUAUCCUACUGUUGCCCAUGCUGCUCGUGGCCCUGCAGCAAACCUAUAAGCUGUGCGAUGUUUUCGGGACCAGUGCCCGCAAGUUCUCUGUGCGGUUGGUGCAUGUGUACAAGAUCAUCAUGACCAUAUUUCUGGCCAGGAUGUUCUUCUUCUUCCAGGGCAACUCGAACAGCUUGUCCACCAUUGACCUGACGCCCGGUUACAUCGGGCAGACUAGUUACAACCCGGCCGUCGUGGGCCUCUUCGUCACCCUCAACACGUUCGGUGCCGAGAUUCAUGCAUUCCUAUAUCUAGUUGUCCAUACGCUGCGCUCGGAUCUGCGUAGUGUGGGCAUCAUGCAGCUGCAGCCGCCAUACUCCAUCGCCGCAGAUUCACUGAUAGCUCCGCUCUACGCCGCGCUGGUCAUGUUGCCUGCGGCCUUCUACCUCUGCCUGAUGGUUGGCUUUCGCUACCACCUCUUCAUCUAUUCCGUCUUUUCCCCAAAAGUACUCUACGACUGUUACACUGUUCUGGUGUUUUAUUUGGUAUUUUUAGUAACGAGUUUGUACUUUAAAUUGUUUAAACAUGACGCUUAAAUAAGAAUUAAUUUAAAAACGCUUAA